CAGUGUUCGGUUAAUAUAAAUAAAUAACAAUCCAAAUAGACAGCACUGUUAUCUUCCAUCUCUCAGUUUGCUGCGAAGCUCAGCUCUGCAAAUCUGAUUUUUACAUUUUGAUUAACCAGUUUUUUUUUUGAGAGAGAAAACAGAGACAGAGAGAGAGAGACGUCAUUUUUAUAAGAAGAGGAUUUGUACUAAUCUCCAGAAAUUGAAGGGAAAUUGAUUGAUUGAUUGUUUCUUGUCUAUGUAACUGCUUACAAAUUUAAGCGAAGGGGUGGCUUUUGAGGCUUAAGAGAAAUUGCUGGAGUUCAAAUAUGAGGUUUCAAAAGGCAGAUUGCGCGGUCAAAUCUAUCAGCUCAAAGGCUUCAAUGUAUGCACUGUUUUGGGGAUGAUAUUAUUGGUUCUAUCUGCACUUGGAAACAAGAGUAUAUACAACCGGCACUGCUCAUCUGGGAUCCGAAGAAUCACUGCUUAUUUUUCUUCUUUUGGAGCAGAUUCUUUCAUGAUUUGAAGGCUAAAAAGCAAUGCUAGUUUGUGGCAGACUGUGAGGUCUUGUUUGGAUGUUGUGUCCUUUUCCAUUUUGCCAAAUAGUGUUGCGGAGUCUCUCUGUAAAGUUUCGCAGGAGAGCAAGUGAGUUUUCUUUGUCAAAUUUGAGCCAGUGGAAUCAGCUUCUUGCUUUUUGAGCCAAAAGGAUAUCUAGAUCCACAGUGUUUGUAGGCACUACGGCGGAUCGAGAAGGCAAAGGAAAAUAAAGACAUUGUGAAAUGGGUUUGUUUUUUGGGAGGAAUACUUGAGCAAUUUAAGGGAAAUGGUGAAAUGGUCUUAUCAAUGAUGCUGUGUCUGCUUCUUCGAUGAUUGGAAGGGGGCAUGGUUUUGUUGUCGGUGGUGGUACAUGUCUUUGAAAUGAACAUGGUGGGGGUAGACAAUAAUGCAUAAAAUGCUCGUUUUACGGCAUCUAUUUCUUUCCUGUAUAACCGUAGGGCUUGAUGUGUGUUGACAAUUUGAUCUAUUAAAGAAACAGAGAUUUUUUUUUUCAAAAGCAUUUUGUGGUGGUAGUGAUGAGUAGAGAGCAAAAGAGAGGAAAGCAAGAGAAAGGCUCUGAUGUGGCCGAGAAAGUUGUAGUUGCAGUUAAGGCAUCUAAGGAGAUUCCUAAGACUGCCUUGGUGUGGGCUUUGACUCAUGUCGUGCAUGCUGGCGACUGCAUUACUUUGCUUGUUGUUGUCCCUUCACAGAGUUCAGGUCGAAAGCUAUGGGGUUUCCCUAGAUUUGCAGGGGACUGUGCCAGUGGUCACCGGAAGUCUCAUUCAGGAGCAACCUCUGAGCAGAAGUGCGAUAUUACAGAUUCCUGCUCCCAGAUGAUCCUUCAGCUCCACGAUGUUUAUGAUCCAAACAAGAUCAAUGUGAAGAUAAAGAUCGUUUCUGGCUCACCUUGUGGGGCAGUGGCUGCAGAAGCCAAGAGGGCGCAGGCCAAUUGGGUUGUAUUAGACAAGCAGCUAAAGCAUGAGGAAAAACGGUGCAUGGAUGAACUGCAAUGCAACAUAGUCGUUAUGAAACGUUCCCAGCCAAAGGUUCUUCGCCUGAAUUUGGUUGGAUCAUCGAAGGAAGCUGAAAGUGUGGGUAAAUUGCCUUCUGAACCAGAUGAAGCUUCUGGGGAACAUACUAAAAAUAAAAAUGAUUCUUCAGAUUCAAUUCGAGGACCUGUUGUGACCCCGACAAGCAGUCCAGAGCUAGGGACACCAUUUACUGCCACUGAAGUUGGAACAUCAUCAGUGUCGAGUGAUCCUGGAACUUCACCAUUUUUUACCUCGGAAACAAAUGGAGACCUGAAGAAAGAGGAAUCCCUAAUUGUUAAGGAAAAUAGGGAUGUUGAUGAAUCUAGUUCAGACACAGAUAGUGAACACUUAUCAUCAGCUUCAGCAAGUUUGAGGUUUGAGCCAUGGAUGGGAGAAUUCAUUAGUUCUCACAUUCAAUCCUCACGACGUAUGGAGGAAGUCUCACAAAGAAGUACCAAUAUGGCGCAAGAAUCAACAACUAAAGCCUUGCUAGAGAAGUUCUCAAAGCUUGAUAGACAAAUUGGAGCUGGAAUGUCCAACUACAGGACAGAUUUAGAGUUAAGCGGAAAUGUGAGAGAAGCAACAUCAUUGUCCAGAAAUGCCCCUCCCGGACCCCCUCCUUUGUGCUCAAUAUGCCAACACAAGGCACCUGUUUUUGGAAAACCUCCAAGGUGGUUCAGCUAUGCUGAGUUGGAGCUUGCAACUGGUGGAUUCUCGCAAGCUAAUUUCUUGGCAGAGGGUGGGUUUGGAUCUGUUCACAGGGGCGUAUUGCCAGAUGGUCAGGCAGUUGCUGUCAAGCAACACAAAUUGGCUAGUUCACAGGGGGAUCUUGAAUUUUGCUCCGAAGUUGAAGUUCUGAGCUGUGCUCAGCAUCGGAAUGUUGUUAUGCUGAUUGGAUUUUGCAUUGAAGACAAAAGGAGGUUGUUGGUAUAUGAAUAUAUAUGCAAUGGUUCACUCGAUUCUCAUCUUUAUGGGCGUCAUCGGGAGCCAUUGGAGUGGUCUGCACGCCAGAAGGUUGCUGUUGGAGCUGCUAGAGGAUUGCGCUAUCUUCAUGAAGAAUGCAGAGUGGGUUGCAUUGUCCACCGUGAUAUGCGCCCAAACAAUAUCCUCAUUACCCAUGAUUUUGAACCACUGGUUGGGGAUUUUGGCCUUGCAAGGUGGCAACCUGAUGGAGAUACAGGUGUAGAAACUAGAGUCAUUGGAACAUUUGGGUACUUGGCUCCGGAAUAUGCCCAAAGUGGCCAGAUAACUGAAAAAGCUGAUGUCUAUUCGUUUGGGGUUGUAUUGGUUGAGCUUGUUACAGGAAGGAAAGCAGUAGAUCUCAACCGGCCCAAGGGCCAGCAGUGUCUAACUGAAUGGGCACGCCCACUGUUGGAGGAAUAUGCCAUAGAUGAACUGAUUGACCCCCGGCUUGGGAACUGCUACUCAGAGCAGGAGGUUUACUGCAUGCUUCAUGCAGCAUCAUUAUGCAUACGGCGAGAUCCUCACUCUAGACCUCGCAUGUCACAGGUUCUCCGCAUACUAGAAGGUGACAUGCUAAUGGAUGCAAAUUACACGUCAACACCUGGGUAUGAUGUGGGUAACCGGAGUGGUCGGAUUUGGGUAGAACGGCAGCAGCAACAUUAUAGUGGUCCGAUGUCAAAUGAGGCUGUGGAAGGGUUCAGUAAGCUUUCUUUGGACACACUAAGGCCAGUCUUCUGGGAAAGGGAUAAGGGCAGAAAGAUCUCAUAUGAAGAAGAUCUAUGAAAAUUGGGGAAAAAUACGGUAAGCUAAAUAUGUCCCGGCGCUUUUAUCGUUUCUAUAUGGUUUUUGCCUUCAAUGUUUUGGUUCAAUUCCAUCUAAGAUUUUGGUUUGUAUAGUAAGAAGGGUAGUAGAGUAGUAAUGUUUUGUAAUUCUUUGGUAAAUGAUAGAAACUGGUAUGAAAAUACCAAUAUGCACGGGUAUUAGUGAAUACGAUUUUCUUAUGAAUCAAUGAAGCAGUAUUUGGGGAA
This is a messenger RNA of Manihot esculenta (cassava), 3538 nucleotides long. RefSeq names its product inactive protein kinase SELMODRAFT_444075. Lineage: Eukaryota; Viridiplantae; Streptophyta; Magnoliopsida; Malpighiales; Euphorbiaceae. The coding region runs from base 1053 to 3293 and encodes 746 amino acids. The record is from RefSeq and is a predicted model, not a curated record. The transcript has 10 exons. Gene Ontology annotation, molecular function: ATP binding; protein kinase activity. Gene Ontology annotation, biological process: protein phosphorylation.